Aureobasidium namibiae CBS 147.97 is the source of this 762-nucleotide messenger RNA. RefSeq lists its product as uncharacterized. NCBI's taxonomy places the organism in Eukaryota, Fungi, Ascomycota, Dothideomycetes, Dothideales, Saccotheciaceae. The record is from RefSeq and is a predicted model, not a curated record. The coding region runs from base 1 to 762 and encodes 253 amino acids. The transcript is spliced from 3 exons.
AUGUGUUGGGGUGUUCGAGAAUAUUGCGAAAUCUGCCGCGAGGAGACUCAAGUCAACUGGCAAGGCUGCGAAAACGAGACCGAAGCAGAUGAUGGCGGUUACGCUGACGACGUCCAUCCAGAGCCUUACACCCACCCUGGCUUUUCUGAUAUCAAGCCUGUCGUCGACGUCCAAAGAGUUCAAUAUCCCGAACCCGUCGCCUACGAAUCAUAUUCCAAUAUCGAGAACCUCCCUGGUGCUGCCGACGAACUACCUAGUUAUGAGGAUGCCAUGAAUGAACUGGCACUUCACCUUCACUACGACGGCACUUCCAUCCCAGCCAUCGCCUUCUAUCGCGCAACCAGACGUCACCAACAACUCAUGUCUACCGCCGUCACCUACCGCUGCCACAUCAACUUGCACCUUUCCCAAAACCCCCCUCUUACUGCCAUCAGAAUCUUGGAUCUCGCCACCGAAACCAUUGAGACUUUCCUCUUUGAGCAAGAACAGUUGCUCUCUCGUAUCAAUCUACUCCAGAGACAUCUUGAUAUCCUCAAUGCUGAGAUUGCGGCUUUGCCUGAUCCUCACCCUGGAUUGACACUGUUUGAGCAACAGCGUGGAAGUGUUAUCAGGGAGUUGGAGGGUUAUGUGGAGCAAAUGAGUACUAUGGAGACUGCUGCAGAUUGGGGUGCGAGAUUGGAGGAUUUGUUGUGUCAUGUAAGGCGCGAGAAUCAAGCUGCUAGGAUGGAGGAUCUGAGAGACGCUUUUAACGGUUGUCGUUAA